Oncorhynchus mykiss (rainbow trout) is the source of this 5143-nucleotide messenger RNA. NCBI's taxonomy places the organism in Eukaryota, Metazoa, Chordata, Actinopteri, Salmoniformes, Salmonidae. The record is from RefSeq and is a predicted model, not a curated record.
CCAUUGGAAACAACAGACGGUGGUCUAUCUUCAUUUAGUUAUACAAUCUUUGAUUAUACAUUAAUUCAGACGUCACAUCCAGCAAGUAGAGAAGGCGGGGGAAAUGUGGUUUUGGAGAAAGAGAUGGCGGAAGCUGAUGUGGAUCUUGAAUCAGGGAGUAGCGUACAGUGCUGAGAAUGUUCCUUAUCUUGUAGCACUAUGGGUUAUUAAUGAGGAGAAGCGGAUCGGAUUACCAAUCUUGAAGAACCCAUUUGAGAUAUCCAAAUUGGUGGAGAAAGUGCUGGGUAAAUUGAAGGCUGUGAGAAUUACGAGAGGCAUGUUUGUUUAGAUUUAAUGUAUUUCUGAGGAUCAGAAAGAACGUAGUCUUACCCGAAUUGAAAAGUUUGACGUGUCUUCGGAACACGGCCCCGUUAAGGGGAUAAUACCUGGCGUCUCGUGGGAAGUCUGUUACAGAGUUGAAAAAUAUUCCUGGAGUGAUUGAAGCACGUCGGAUGAAUCGUGGGUGUGGGUGUGUGUGUGUGGGGGGGCUCGUAAAGUCUCUGUAUUUUUUUUAUAUGGAGUCUCUUCCCUACUCAAGUGCAGUUGGGGUAUUUAAACUACAGGGCCGAGCAUUUACCCCCAAGACCAAUGCAGUGUGAUCACUGUAAAGCUUUUGAACAUGUUUCAAUCAAGUGUUUGCAGAAGGGGAGAUGUUACAUUUUCAUCACUUCUAAAACAAUUUCCACAUGUUGCAAUUGUAGUGGGAACCAUGAAGCUUCUUUUGAAUGCCCGACCAGGGUAGAAGAGAAUUUGGCCAAAAUCCGGGUUUCCCAAAGCAUUUCAUAUGCAGCGGCUGUUAAGUGUUCGAAUGGUACUCCUAAAGACUCCAUGGUGUCAUGGUGGUGGAUAGGCCUUUGCUGCAGGGGUUGCCUUUCACCAACAGGACCUAUAUGUUAAGAAGGUGGACUGUGUGGCCUUCAUAGCUAUGGUGAUUAAUGGCACUACCAAGGUGGAGAGGAAAUUCCAGAAAAUAGAUAUCAUUGUGGAUGCGGCAGAGCGGUUCCCGGGACUGAACUGAAAGACUUCUCGGCGGAGGAGUUGCAUGGAGUAUUGUCACCAGCCAUAUCACCCUCUCAGGUCCUAGAGUCUGAGAAGGGAAAUAUGGAGAUUUGAAAGAAGGAAGUGGGAGUUUUAGGGCUCUAUUUCACUUUCUUAGAGGAACAGGACUAAUGAGGACAAUUUAAUGUAGUUAGGCCGUGACUGGCCUUACACUCCCAGUACAGUAGGUGGCGAUGUAUGCACCUUGAAAGUUGGAUGCGAUCCGCCAACCCAAUCCUGAAGAAGAGAAAGCAGGAGAACCCAGCGUGUUUUUAUGCCUAAAAUUAACAAACUCUUAUGACCAAAGUCAGUGUAAUAGAUACAGAAUAGCAACCUCGAGCGUUGCAUGUUUUCUGUUUGUAUUGCUAGAUAAUCACUUGUUAUUGUAACCUUGUCGUUAACUUAUCCAGCAAUCUCAGAAGAUACGCUUUGUUAGCCUAGCUAGCUACAAAGUUGUCUACAAAGUUGGCUUGGGAAGUGAGCUAAAGCUAGCUAGCCAUUCUAAGUAUAAAAAUCGACCUAAAUUCGGACGGGACAAUAUGGCAACUAAGAAGCCAUCUGAAAUGGACAUCUUCCUUUCCUUCUCCCCCCUACCCCUCCUGGCCCCUCCCAUCCGGCUGGUUUCUGCUGCCAUGUGGAAGGUGAUGAAGCAACGCGAUGUAAUGCAUUAUGGGACGCUGGAGGAGUUUGUGACAUCCUGCUGUGAGGCUGUCCCUGGCCUGCUCACAUCUAGACACCAGGCCAAGCUGGCUCUGGGGCUGAGAUCACGGCUGAUCUUAGAGCUGUGCAAUGGCUCAGACCCACCAGAUCCAACGGUUAUCCUUACCCAGCUGGAAAGGAUCCGUGCUCCCAACCCGUCCUCUGCCCUGAAAAAGGAUGUGAAGAUUGAAACAGCAGUGACCAACCUCCGGGACCUGGUUGAAAGCUUUCUGAAAGACCCCACAGAGAGAGAACUAUUCUACAAGGUGGAGUUUCUGUCAGAGUAUGGGCCUCAGUUUGACCAGGAGCUGGAGAAACUGCUGUGGGAGUUCCUGCUCCGACUGGACCAGCUUCUCCCUGUGCCCAACCUGGCUCAGACGGUGUCGUGGCUCACUGCUGCCCCUCCUGUCCUGGAGGAGUGUGCGCAGGCUGCCUCCCAACCCCAGCUCCUGAGGACCCUGCUCCAGCACCAGAUCUGCCUGGGACACCUGGAUUCUGCAGCUUCUCUCUCUCCGUGUAUGGGCGACUACCUCCUCUCAUCACUCUCCCUCCCUCCCUCUGGAAGAGUGCAGCAAAGCGUCAAAUCAAGAUCUAAGCCUGCCUUGGUUUCCACCCCAAGCCCUCUGUCUUUAACCCCAUUAACCGAUUACAGACAAACGAACUUGUCAUUGCCCGUCGCACCUGUGAUUGGCGGGAUUUUUAACGAAGACCUUCCAGUCAUGGCUUCAGCCAAUAAGAGGGCAAGAACUUUCCAGGAAGACGUUGUUAUCCAAUCGGUUUCAAGAGAUGUGGAGGAGGACGCUGAGUCAACGGAGAGGUCCAAAUAUACAUGGGUCAAAAGCAGAGAAGAGGAAUCCGAAGAGGACGAGGAGAUCAUGGUCAUGAGAAGAGGGAGGAAGAGGAGGAGUGUGAGAGACAGAGGGAGUGAAAGAGUGCUCAGGAGAGGGCGUGGGGGGGAGUUUGUUAGAGAUGGAGAGGAGGAUAUGACGAGCGGUAGAGAUGGAGAGACUGAGAGAGACCUUCUUAGGGACUGUUUGGUCCAGUUGGGGAUCGCAAACCUCAAGGUUCCGGAAGACCAUCGCCUCUAUUCUUACAUCACAGCCUGUCUCCUCAACAAACCCAGGGUGCUCAUCCCCCGACUGACUUCAACAGACAUCCCUGCUCUUUUGAAGUCACAACCUCCUUCCUGAGCAACGGGACACCAACAGCAGGGGUAGGGAGCUCUCAAUGGGGACAGAGGCCCAAGUUGCCGGCGAUAACGGCAUGUCAGCUUCCUUCGACCUGGCAACGGAAGUUGAGUGACAGGUCAUUGACCCUAGAUAUGGGGCUUCCAGCAUCAGCUGACAAAGAGUAAGAGAAAUACAGGUGCUGAUUUAAACAACCAAGGAUACUUUCCUAUACUAGCCUGGUUGCCAGAUCUGGCUGUGCUUUCUUUUGUAAAAUGAUGUUGUUCAUUCAUCGUUCCAUACGUUCAUCAUCUCAUACAUGUAAGUGGAAUGAUGGCACACAACUGUAAUUGUUUAAAUCAGCAACGGAUCGAGCAAUCAGGCUAGUCAAAUACCCACUAGUACUACAGUUUUUUUAGUUUUUAAAUUGCUUUUAUGCUAUUUUCACAAGUAUGUGGUGAAUUUUCGAAAGGCUUCGUACAAAACUUCGAACUGGUAACACUUGUAACGCAGAAAGUCUCAUAUUCAAAACUUCAUUCUACGUUCAUUUUGAAGAAAACUUUCACCACACAAGGUGAUACACCUUGAAUUUCUCUCCCCCACCUCAUCCCAUUUUUCCCUUGACAUGGCGGAGACUCUCACUUGAACCUUUUAAUCUUGGUUUUGGCCCACCAGCUUCAAACAGCUGUACAAAAAUAAAUAUAUGUGUAUAUAUAUAUAUAUAUAUAUAUGUUUUGUUAUUGAAAAUGUCAGUGAUUUAGAUGGUACAAUGAUUCCCUAAACUAUUCGCUGCUUGUUUUCUCACAUAAACUGGAAUUGAAUUGAUUUCUACAUUGGCCCCUUGACCAGAUUUCCACUAUAUAACAGCCACAAAGUCAAAACGGCUUUCCCAUUUUGAUAACAGAUGCUGCUUCGGGAGAAAUCAAAAGGCGAAUAUCACAGCCAAUCACAACACUGGCGGGUAAGUAGUACUGAGAAACACUGUCAUUCCACCAUUACUGCAGAUAUAUUAUGGACUCCAAAAUAUACAUUUAUUGUGAAGUACCAUGAACAUUGCCAAAACGCAACACUAUGAUCUCUUCUCAAUUGAGUUAUUUUAACUACCAGUUAAUCCAAUAUCAGAAACUGCAAGACACAUGUUUGAAAAUUGACCUUUGAAUGUAAUAUGCUACAAGUGUGAUUGAAGAUGUCUUUCACGACCGUUGAUGAAAAAAAAACGGAUGUAUUGUUCAGAUCUCAUUACAACAUAGGUGUACAACAGUGCUAGUGUCAACAAAAUGCAUGUUGUGCUUUACUGGCUUAAAGUAGAGGAGCGAUUUUCUGCACCAUUUCUCGUUUUGUUAGAAAUAUUAACGUGUUGAACUCCAAACUGUCUAUUCAAUCAACUAACAUACAGCUCUGACAAACAUUCAUAUUCCACAAGACAUUCAACCAGAGCUCUCUUCACUGUCCCUAAAGUCAAAACGAACUCAAAGCAAUGCCCAGUAGUACUGUAUAUAGAGCCAUGAUAGCAUGGAACUCCCUGCCAUCUCUAAUCACUCAAGCAAGCUGCAAAAUUUGCUUUAAAAAAAAAAGAAUAAAACUGCACACUGCCUCUGACCUAAAUAGCUGGUAGCAUCUCCCUUCCGAGCACCUCUGGUGCUUGGGGUAAAGAUAAGAUGUGUCCUUGGCAUUAGGAUAUUGGGACCUGCUUAGAGAAAGCAAUGGUAAAGCAAAGCCUCAGUAGAGUAAGGACUGCAGUUUCCUCUAUUGCCGCAGGGUCGGUAAAGGGACCUGUUCUGUUUACUCGUUUAUAUAAAUAAUAUUGGUCUAUGUAUUAAAUCCUGUCAUAUUCAUACAGUUCAUACGGUUAUGUACGCCAUUGCACUGACUUGUAUCAAGCUAUGAUAGAGCUGCAUUCUGAUUUUGUUGCAUUACAGAAAGCCCUUGUUGAUUUAAAACUUGGACUUAAUGCGGGCCAAAUGAAAUCUGUUCUUUAAUUCACUGAUACAUUUCUGAUGGUCUACAUAUUCACUCUUUGGAUGGCUCGUAUCAUCAAGUGGGUUCCCGCCUAUAAAUAUCUGAGCGUCUGGAUUGAUAAAUAUCUGAGCGUCUGGAUUGAUAAAUAUCUGAGCGUCUGGAUUGAUAAAUAUCUGAGCGUCUGAAUUGAUAAAUAUCUGAGCGUCUGGAUUGAUAAAUAUCUGAGCGUCUGGAUUGAUAAA